AUGCAUUCUCUCUACCUUUCCUUACCGAUAUUCUUUAAUAUCUUUUUUCUUCUUCAAUUCCUCGUUCUUUUCUUUCCUCUUAGCUUUCUCAUUCUCUUCUUUCCUCUUCAUUUUCUCGUUCUCUUCUUUCCUCUUCGCUUUCUCGUCUUUUCUUUCUUCAUCGCUUUCUCGUUCUUUUCUUUCCUCUUCGCUUUCUCGUUCUUUUCUUUCUUCAUCGCUUUCUCGUUUUCUUCUUUCCUCUUCGCUUUCUCGUUCUUUUCUUUCUUCAUCGCUUUCUCGUUCUUUUCUUUCUUCAUCGCUUCCUCGUUUUCUUCUUUCCUCUUCGCUUUCUCGUUCUUUUCUUUCUUUUUCAUUUCUUUACUUUCAUUCUCUUCUUCUUCUUCUUCUUCUUCUUCUUCUCUAUCCCUUAUAUUUCAUUUUUGUUUUGUUUUUUUUUCGCUACUUUUUCUUUAUUUUGCUUUUCUUCUUCGCUUCCUUUCGCAUUUUUUACUCAACUUCUUUCGACGCGUCGCCUUCUUUGUUCACACGACCUUUUUUCUUUCUUUCUCUUGCCAGCAACUCUUGUGCUACACUCACCUCCUCCCCCCACCUUCUCUCCCCCUCCCUCCCUACCUCCCCCACCCCCCAUUCUUUUUUUUUUUUACUGAGGCAUUUUCUCAACGGGAACUUAGUCAUCAGCAAGUGAAACUCGAUUCAAGGUGCUCGCUUAUUCAUUCAGCCGCUAGUGGAAUCUGUCUUGUUUCAUUCCAUUCAACGCUCUGUCUAUCUAUCUAUCUAUCUAUCUAUCUAUCUAUCUAUCUGUCUGUUGUUCACUAA
Acanthosepion pharaonis is the source of this 816-nucleotide messenger RNA. The record is from the annotation of a GenBank genome assembly. Lineage: Eukaryota; Metazoa; Mollusca; Cephalopoda; Sepiida; Sepiidae.